AUGGUACAAAGUUUACACGGAAAAUACAUCAGGGACUAUUUGAAAAAGCAGCGAAUUGUGCAAUACUAUCAGCUUGAAAUGCUGAUUGUGAACGAAGGCUUUUGCAAUAGCACCAGAUUAAUUGCGAUUGAACUCAGGAAUCAUUUUCCGGAAUGUGAGAUUCUUACAAGUGAUAAUGCCAGGGAAAUAGUAUUUCUGAAUCGAAUUACGCUUUAUUGCGAUGACAUUCAUCUUUUUACGUUCAAAAGAAGGCAAUUUUUAAUCAAACUGGCAUUUGCAAUGACGAUAAAUAAAUAUCAAGGACAACCUUUAGAAAAAAUUGGUAUCGACCUUAGAAAAGAUGUUUCCAAUCAUGGACAAUUAUACGUAGUGCGUUCAAGAGUACGAUCAAAAAACUCAUUGAAAAUAUUUUUAUCAAAUCAGAAAACCGACAGGAAGGUCAUAGUGUCGUCGAACAGACACAUUUAA
This is a messenger RNA of Athalia rosae (coleseed sawfly), 468 nucleotides long. RefSeq lists its product as uncharacterized. The transcript is spliced from 3 exons. NCBI's taxonomy places the organism in Eukaryota, Metazoa, Arthropoda, Insecta, Hymenoptera, Athaliidae. The record is from RefSeq and is a predicted model, not a curated record. The coding region runs from base 1 to 468 and encodes 155 amino acids.